This is a messenger RNA of Fraxinus pennsylvanica, 1539 nucleotides long. NCBI's taxonomy places the organism in Eukaryota, Viridiplantae, Streptophyta, Magnoliopsida, Lamiales, Oleaceae. The record is from the annotation of a GenBank genome assembly.
AUGGAGAUUUCAUCAAUUUCAAAUGCUGAGAAUCAACCAGCUGAUCAACCAGCAGCCAAGAAAAGGCGGAAUCAGCCCGGAAUGCCCGAUCCAGAUGCAGAAGUGAUAGCUUUAUCCCCAAAAACACUGCUAGCAACCAACAGAUUUUUGUGUGAAAUCUGUAACAAAGGGUUUCAAAGAGAACAGAAUCUGCAACUCCAUAGACGAGGCCACAAUUUACCAUGGAAACUCCGGCAAAGAACCGGCAAUGAAGUGAAAAAACGAGUAUACGUAUGCCCAGAAAUCUCUUGCAUUCACCAUGAUCCGUCAAGAGCCCUCGGCGACCUCACCGGCAUCAAGAAACAUUUCUGCCGGAAACACGGCGAGAAGAAGUACAAAUGCGAAAAAUGUACAAAGAUUUACGCCGUUCAUUCUGAUUGGAAAGCACACAUGAAAGUUUGUGGCUCCCGUGAGUAUCGGUGUGAUUGCGGAACCUUGUUUGCAAGGAAGGAUAGUUUUAUUACACACAGAGCGUUUUGCGAUGCAUUGGCUCAAGAGAGUACGAGGUCUCAAAGCUUGAAAGUUCAGGUUGUUAACGGAGUCUCUUCCAGUCCACAUCUACCGCCUCUUACUCCGUCGUCUACCGGAGUACUAUCUCCGGUGCUAUCCAUUCAAAGCUCAGCAGAAUUGCCUGAAAAUCCAACUGUUCAUUUUCAACCGCAACCCGGAACAGCCACAUUGUCUACUUCAAUCACCACCGCGACCACCACAACUGCCAUUGCCGCUACUGCCAAUGGUGGCUCCUCCACCUAUAACAGAAAUAUUAAUGGCAGCAGUGGAGUAUUUGCUAGUAUAUUUGCUUCAUCUACCUUGGGCGAACUGGCACAACCAUCCCAUCCUCCCUCAUCGUAUUCUGACUUACUGUGUGCAAUGGCUGGAUCGGAGUGCUCGACCAUUGAUCCCAUAUCGCUCUCACUGUCAUCUUCUUUGUAUCUCUCUACUAGUGCAGCAUCUUUGUUCCCGACUACGUCCCAGGAUCCGUAUAGGCAUUAUGCAUCAAGUCCACAACCAGCACUGUCUGCAACUGCAUUGCUUCAGAAAGCAGCCCAAAUUGGUGCAACAUCAGCCAACUCCUCACUUCUUCGUGGCCUCGGGCUUGCAAUGUCAUCUUCAUCCGAUCCUCAGGAUAACGUCUCGAUGCCAGCUUCUGCUACUAUUACUGCCCCUUCCCCAUCACAUUGGAACAUUCACAUGCAGCUUGAAAACAGUUCAUUUGAUCCUGGUCUUGGGUUGGGUAUUCCUUCCAAUUGUUCUUCGGGUUUGAAUGACUUGAUGGUCGGCCCAUCAACGUCACUCUUAAGUAACAAGCCGACGACUCUAGAUUUUCUUGGCCUGGGAAUGGGUGUUAGUGAAGGCUCUUCUGGUGAGUUUUCGGCCUUCUUGACCUCGAUAGGAGGUGGACUUAACGCGGCUGCUGCUUCCGUUGGUGGUGGUGGUGCAAGCUCUGCUGGAGAUGCUUGGGAUGAUCCUUCUGAUAGGAAGACUCCUUUGCUAAAGUAG